This is a messenger RNA of Nerophis ophidion (straightnose pipefish), 13770 nucleotides long. RefSeq names its product tenascin R (restrictin, janusin) (gene tnr). The transcript is spliced from 30 exons. The record is from RefSeq and is a predicted model, not a curated record. NCBI's taxonomy places the organism in Eukaryota, Metazoa, Chordata, Actinopteri, Syngnathiformes, Syngnathidae. Bases 65 to 4324 code for a protein of 1419 amino acids. Gene Ontology annotation, molecular function: protein binding.
UUGCAAUCUACACACCGACCUUCCUACCUAUGCUGCACCUCCUUCAUGCCCUCGGUCACCUGCCAUGCACCUUGCUAUUCAUGCCCCUUGUUUUUGGUCACUGUGCGCAGCUGAGGACUGGCAACCAGACAACAAAUACUUGCACAAAAGGUGUGACGAGAGUGAACCGUUGAGGUUUGUUCCCAGCAUGCACCUGGCUCAGAAGCAUCGCAUGGCCACCUUGCCAACAUCAGGCUGCUUCCUGGCUUUUGUUCUCUUUCUGGCUCUACAGGUUGCUGCUAAUGCAGCACCAUCUGGAGACAACGGACUGGUCAGAACAACGCGAGUGAGGAGACAGAUCCCAGAUGGGGAUACCUCGGGCCCCGUGUCCAACCAGACAAUGAGGGAGCAACCUUUGGUCUUCAACCACGUUUAUAACAUCAACGUACCUGUGGAAUCUCUUUGCUCGGUUGACCUUGCUGCGUCUGCACCGCCGGGACCCGGAGGGGACCCCCGUGCUGAGCUAGGGUCCAGAGCCUCUGUAGAAGGACCACUGGACCCAGUUGGGCCGACAGAGUACAUUGAACAGACAAUGGAUGCUGACAGCCAGGUAACCUUUACUCAUCGUAUCCACAUCCCAAAAUCGGCGUGUGGUUGUGCGGCGACGGUCACAAUCCAACAGCUGGCCACAAGGAUGGAGAUGUUGGAAAGAGAAGUGUCUAUGCUGCGGGCUCAAUGUGGAAACGGUUGCUGCGGAGAGAACCCAUCCAUUGCCCGUUUUGACUUUUUCCCAGGAUGCAACGGCCAUGGCAGUUUCAGCCUGGACAUUUGCGGCUGCAUAUGCGACGAAGGCUGGACCGGCAAAAACUGCUCAGAACCCCGUUGCCAGGAUGACUGCUCCGGCCAGGGUGUGUGCAUCGAUGGAGAGUGUGUGUGCGACCGUGACUUUUCAGGCGAAAACUGCUCCGAGCUGCGCUGUCCCGCCGACUGCUCGGGCCGCGGCCUGUGCAUCGACGGGGAGUGCGUGUGUGAGGACUCCUUCUCCGGAGAGGACUGCAUGGUCGGGAGGUGCGUGAACGACUGCUCGGACCAGGGGCUGUGCGUGAACGGGACGUGCCAGUGCCGGCCCGGGUAUGUGGGGGAGGACUGCUCGAUGGUGUACUGUGCCAACAACUGCAGCAAGAAGGGAAUCUGCAAGGAGGGCUUCUGUGUGUGCCAGGAUGGCUUUGCUGGAGAUGAUUGCAACUCGGUGGCCCCUGCCAUGAACCUGAAGGUCCGAGAGGUAACAGAUACAGCCAUUGAGCUGGAAUGGGAAGGUUCUGUGGUUCUAACAGAUUUCCUCGUGACCUACACACCAAGCAGUCCCGGAGGCGUCCAACUAGAACUGCGGAUGCCGGGGAACACCACCUCCUGCACCAUCUCAGACCUGGAUGCGGGUCUGGAGUACAACAUCAACGUGUUUGCGGUCAUUAACAACAGCAUCAGCGCCCCUGCCAGUAUUACCGUCACAACCUACCUCUCCAAUCCGGUGGGUUUAGUCUUCAAAUCCAUCACAGAGACGUCAGUGGAGGUCCAGUGGCAACCUUUCUACAAUUCCUUCGAUGGCUGGGAGAUCAGCUUUAUUCCCAAGGACAAUGAUGGUGGGAUGACUGCCCAGCUGCCCAGCACCAUCACCUCCUUCGUGGAAACUGGUCUGAGACCCGGGGAGGAGUACACAGUCAAUCUGGUGGCGCUAAGAGACCAGGGUCGAAGUCAGCCUUUUACUGCUACUUUCUCAACACUGAUCGAUGGCCCCACUGAGCUGGUGGUGCGCGAUGUGUCCGACACCGUCGCCUUCUUAGAGUGGACCCCGCCAAAAGCCAAGAUUGAUCAGAUUAUGCUGCGUUACGGCCUCGUAGGAGGGGAGGGUCCGCGGCCUACGUUCCGUCUCCAGCCCACCCAAAGCCAAUACACCCUGCAGGUCCUGCGACCCGGCUCACGUUACGAGGUGUCUGUGAGCGGCGUGAGGGACGGGAACGCCAGUGGAUCAAUUUCCAUCGACUUUACUACCGAGAUCGAUACCCCCAAGAACCUGCGGCUCCUCUCUAAGACCUCUACCACGCUGGAGCUGGAAUGGGAUAACAGUGAGGCACAGGUGGAUGAGUACCAGGUGGUGUACAGCACAUUGGCGGGUGAUCAAUAUGAAAAAGUCGUUGUUCCAAGAAAUGAAGGAGCCACCACAAAGACCACUCUCACCGACCUGAUGCCUGGCACGGAGUAUGGUAUUGGCAUUUCCGCCAUGAGAGGCAACAAUCAGAGCACAUCAGCCACUAUGAAUGCCAGAACGGGUCUGGAUGUUCCCAUGGAUCUAACUGUAACAGCAUCUACAGACAACACCAUCACCCUUGUGUGGGGCAUGGUACAGGGUCCCAUUGACUUCUACAAAGUCACCUUUACAUCCUCCUCGGGCUUGUCUACUGAGGUGACUGUGCCUAAAAAUGAAAUCACCACCACUCUGACGGACCUGGAACCCGGGACGGAAUACACCAUUACAGUGGCAGCCAGGAGAGGACGACAGCAGAGCAACGUAGCAACCAUUGAUGCCUUCACAGGGAUCAGGCCCGUCUCUCAUCUAUAUUUAUCUGAGGUGACCUCCGACUCAGUACUGGUGGCUUGGAGCUCCCCAGCGCCGCCCGCCGAUGUUUUCAUCCUCAGUUACAGCUCCACGGACGGAACCGACACCUCAAAGGUGACCUUGGACGGCUCCAAGACCAGGUCGCUGGUGCAGGGGCUUCUGCCCUCCACUCAGUACGACGUCAGCCUGAUUACAAUACAGGGAGAUGUUACCUCUGAGCCAGUUACCGCAUCACUUAUGACAGGUAUGGACCCACCCAAACAGAUGACUGUGUCUGCCGUGGCCGAGGACACAAUGACCGUUUCAUGGAUAAAACCGCUGGCUCCAUUUGAGUACUACAAGUUGUCCUAUCAGUCAGCCAGAGGACGAGUGGACAGCGUGGUGAUUGACAGCGACGUGACCAACUACACCUUGUCUAGUCUGUUCCCCGCUACUGAAUAUGAAAUCAGUCUGAAUGCUGUCAGAGGGAGCCAAGAAAGCAAAAUGGUCACCGCCUCAGUCUUCACAGCCAUGGACAUGCCAUCAGAGUUGACCGCCCUCAACAUCACGCCACAAGGAGCCCUGCUGAGGUGGAACCCCCCUCUCUCCAACGUUGACAACUAUGUAAUAACGGUCACACACAACCAAGUGACAGCAGAUACCUUCCUGGUGGAGGGCAACAAGCAGGAGCACCAGCUGUCCAACCUGAAGCCCAGCACGUCAUACUCGGUAGCCCUCUAUGCCACCAAGGGACCCCUCACCAGUGGCACUGUCAUCGCCAACCUCCAAACACCCAUCGACGCCCCUCUGAACCUGACAGCCAGCGAAGUGAAUCACCGCAGUGCUCUCAUCUCCUGGCAACCGCCCGCCUCUGAAAUUGACAACUACAUGCUCACUUACAAGUCAUCUGAUGGCAACCGUAAAGAGUUGAUCCUCGACUCAGAAGACACGUGGAUUCGUCUGGAGGGUCUGGCCGAGACCACGGAGUUCACUGUCAAGCUGCAGGCGGCAAGAGGCUUUGACACUAGCGCUGUCGUCUCCACCACCUUCAUCACAGGGAGUCGUCUGUUUGCAACGCCUCAGAAUUGCGCCCAGCACCUGCUGAACGGCGAGACGCUGAGCGGCGUCUACACCAUUUACAUCAACAGGGACCCCAGCCAGGGUGUGCAGGUGUACUGUGACAUGGGCACGGACGAAGGAGGCUGGAUUGUUUUUCAGCGACGUCAGAACGGCCUUACAGAUUUUUCCAGGAAGUGGAGUGACUAUCGAGUCGGUUUUGGGAACCUGGAGGAUGAAUUCUGGUUAGGUCUAGACAACAUCCAGAGGAUUGCCGCUCAAGGCCGCUAUGAGCUGAGGAUCGACAUGAAGGACGGACAGGAUUCGGUUUACGCCAGCUAUGAUAAAUUCUCUCUGGGUGAUGCCAGAAACCUGUACAAGCUCAGGAUCGGCGAGUACAACGGCACUGCUGGUGACUCUCUGAGCUACCACCAGGGACGACCCUUCUCCACAAAAGACAGGGACAAUGACAUCGCCGUCACUAACUGUGCCUUGUCCUACAAAGGAGCAUGGUGGUACAAGAACUGCCACCGAGCCAACCUCAAUGGCAAAUACGGCGAGUCCAGACAUAGUCAGGGUAUCAACUGGUACCACUGGAAAGGACACGAGUUCUCCAUCCCCUUUGUGGAGAUGAAGAUGAGGCCGUUCAACUACCGCAGCAUCAGCAGCAAGAGGAGGCGGUCGGUGCCCGUUUAAGCCGCUGCUUCGAGAUGGACGGAGUUUGGUAAUGCUUUGCUAAACAAGUCCUGAUCAGGAGGCAAUAAAGUAAAUUUAGCGAAGGAUCUGGUAACGGCCGCAAGCAUUCGACAAGAGCCGUCUUUCCCUGCUGUAUACCUCCUCCCGGGAGUUAAAGAUACUGUAUGAAAUUCAUUCAUUGCUUUGAAUGACAAUUCUGUUUUUUUUUUUUCUGUAAAAAAAAUAUGACAAAAAAAAAAAAAGACAAAAAAGCAAAGCUAGGAUGCGCUAUUUUAACCAAUAACACUUUGAACAACAACUCUAUUGUAUAUGCCCCCAAAAGCCCACUACUGUAAGAUAUAUAUAUAUUUUUAUAACUGAUAGUGUGGCAAAGCUCCAUCUUAUUUCUUCAUGAUGACGUUCAUGGAAAGCCCCUUUUACACUGACUGUGUUCAGAACCAUCCAGGCAGUAUUCCUGCUUCAGGCAUCAGAGCCGUAACAGAGCAGGACAGGGCCUGCAACAAGUGUGGGGAUUGAAGCAAAUGUCAUCUAAAGAAUAUAUCACUGUAAAAAAUUACCAGGAUUUCACGGCGUUUAACAGUUGUUGUAUUUUUCAAAGUAAAACAUCGUAAUCGAAAUGUAACGUUACUGCAAACGACUUAAAGGGGAACAUUAUCACCAGACCUACGUAAGCGUCAAUAUAUACCUUGAUGUUGCAGAAAAAAGACCAUAUAUUUUUUAACCGAUUUCGGAACUCUAAAUGGGUGAAUAUUGGUGAAUUAAACGGCUUUCUGUUUAUCCCUCUCUGAGCGACGACGUCCGAACGUGACGUCACAUCGGUACUCAACGCCAUUUUUCCCUACCACAUCACACGCAUCGAGUCAAAUCAGUUCUGUUAUUUUCCGUUUUUUCUACUGUUUUCCGGUACCUUGGAGACAUCAUGCCUCGUCGGUGUGUUGUCGGAGACUGUAACAACACGAUCAGGGACAGAUUCAAGUUGAUUUACGUAGAAGGUGCAUCGAUUAGCACGGCAUGCUAAUCGAUGCUAACAUGCUAUUUAGGCUAGCUGUGUACAUAUUGCAGCAUUAUGCCUCAUUCGUAGCUAUAUUCACAUCUAGCCUUUCCCUCCACCCACAUUUAAUGCCAAACAAACACUUAGCAAUCGACGGAUUUAACUUGCUCCAGUGUCAAGAGAUGCGAAACUCCCUCGUUUGGUUUUUACCGGCGAUGCUACGACAGAGAUGGCACAGAGAUGGCAAGAAUAUCUGGAUAUCCUGCGACACUCAAAGCAGAUGCAAUCCCAACGAUAAAGUCAAAGAAAUCACAAAGGUGAGUUUUGUUGAUGUUAUUGACUUAUGUGCUAAUCAGACAUAUUUGGUCGCGGCAUUACUGCCAGCUAAUCGAUGCUAACAUGCUAUUUAGGCUACCUGUAUGUACAUAUGAAACUAUAUUUACAUCCAGCCUUUCCUUCCACCCACAUUUAAUGCGAAAUAAACACUUACUAAUCGACGGAUUUGAGUAGAUCCAGUGUCAAUGCGAAAGUCCUGAUCGGUUGGUCUGCACAUUUAAAGGCGAUGCUAAGGCAGACAUGGCCGAAUAGCGUCAAUAGCUAUUCGCUCAAUAGUUACAGUUUCUUCUUGAAUUUCGUUUUCGCUAUCUGCCUCCAUACUCCAACCAUCUGUUUCAAUACAUACGUAGCUAAUGUCGCUAUAUCUUGCUGUGCUAUUAGCCAUUGUUUGUAUUGGAAUUGCUAUGUGACGUCACAGGGAAUUGGACAGUGGCUUAAGCAAAUAGCGAAAAUCAAGCACUUUGAAGCUUUUUUUAAGGAUAUUCUGGGACGGGUAAAAUUUUGAAAAAAACUUCAAAAAAGUAAAAUAAGCCACCGGGAACUGAUUUUUAUUGGUUUCAACACUUCUGAAAUUGUGAUAAUGUUCCCCUUUAAAAAAGGACACCCUCCUAUUUCAUUGCAAUCAACAGUUAUUUCACAGUGAAAUACUACUUUGAAAAUAUUGCAAUUAUAGAAAAUGAAUUUGCUGUGUAUUUACAAAGAAAAUGAUUACAGUGUAUGUUCGUAGGAAGCUCAAUGUGUUACGUCUCUCGAUGCCGAAUAUUCCGUGGCGUUUCUGUGUAAAAGAGGCUUGCAGAAUUUCAACAUCAAAGUUGGAACUUUGAAGGCAGUUCAACCUUACUUGUUUUAUUUACUGAAUUAUCAUUUGAAGCAUUACUUCCAUGCAUUUCUUGAAAUGGUUGGUCUUUAUGUCUAAGUUUGUUCCAGCGAUGGUUUGGAUACCAAAGAUGUGGUUAAAUGGUAAAUGGGUUAUACUUGUACAGCGCUUUUCUACCUUCAAAGUACCGUAUUUUUCGGAGUACAAGUCGAUCUGGAGUAUAAGUCGCACCUGCCGAAAAUGCAUAAUAAAGAAGGAAAAAAAUAUAUAUAAGUCGCACUGGAAUAUAAGUCGCAUUUUUGGGGGAAAUGUAUUUGAUAAAACCCAACACCAAGAAUAGACCCUAAGAAUAGUGAACAACAGGCUGAAUAAGUGUACGUUAUAUGAAGCAUCUGCGAUUAGGUGGCGACUUGUCCAGGGUGUAAGCCGCCUUCCGCCCGAUUGUAGCUGAGAUAGGCACCAGCGCCCCCACAUUCCAAAGGGAAUAAGCAGCAGAAAAUAGAAGGAUGGACAUAUGACGCAUAAAUAACCAACUGAGAAGGUGCCUGGUAUGUUAACGUAACAUAUUAUGGUAAGAGUCAUUCAAAUAACUAUAACAUGCUAUUCAUUUACCAAACAAUCUGUCAUUCCUAAUCGCUAAAUCAGAUGAAAUCUUAUACAUCUAGUCUCUUACGUGAAUGAGCUAAAUAAUAUUAUACGGUAAUGUGUUAAUAAUUUCACACAUAAGUCGCUCCUGAGUAUAAGUCGACCACCCGACCAAACUAUGAAAAAAACUGCGACUUAUAGUCCGAAAAAUACGGUACUCAAAGCCCUUUGACACUAUUUCCACAUUCACUCAUUCACACACACGUUCACACCCUGAUGGCGGGAGCUGACAUGCAAGGUCCUAACCACAACCUAUUAGGAGCAAGGGUGAAGUGUCUUGCCCAAGGACACAAUGGACGUGACUAAGUUGGUAGAAGCUGGCGGGUCGAACUAGGAACCCUCAGGUUGCUGGCACGGCCACUCUCACAACAGCGCCAUGCCAUCCCCUGGUUGAUGUGCAAAGAGCCCAAACUAUUGCUUCUGUCCAAACUAACCAACAGAACCACACCGGCAACAAUAGUAACCAUGUUUGGGCAUAAAGUACAGUAUUGACCCAAAUAUAAGACUGUUUUUUGUUCCCUAGAAAACUGUCUAAUAAUAAGGCUGCCUUAUGUUUUGCGCCUGACAAAGAGCGAAUUUUACAAAAAUCGAAGCGUUUUUGGGGGGGAAAUCUUGACUAUAAUUCACAAUCAUUAAGUAUUAUUUUUUUUUUACAUUCCAACUCGUAAAUAAAUAUGAAUAAAAGUCUGCUUGCAAUGGAGCCAAUGGUAGCCAUGAUGUUAUUGCAUUUAUUUUGACCAUUAAACCCAAUAAAUAACCAUCGAAAAACCGCCAACAAUACUCAAUUUACAAUAUUAACCAAGUAUUAGCGAUAUUGUUAUAAGCGUUAAUGUUAAGGAUCUACAUUUAGAGGCACAUUGAUCAGAGAGAAGCAACUUCCUAAUGCUGCUGUAUUGACAUCAUUCUUCAUCUAAAUGGGAAUAUAUGAACAUCCUAACAGUCGGCAUCCUAAUGACAGCAGACCUUGUACAGUAAGUGAUGUUUUAUUAUGUUUGUUGGCUCCCAUGAAGUUUGCGGUGAGUACAAAUCAGUGAUGUUCUCGAAGGAAAACGCAAACUUUGUCAUGCAUCUACGAAAUUAAAGGCCUACUGAAACCUACUACUACCGACCACACAGUCUAUACAUCAAUGAUGAAAUAUUAACAUUGCAACACAUGCCAAUACGGCCUUUUUAGUUUACUAAAUUGCAAUUUUAAAUUUCCCGCGAGUUUCUUGUUGAAAACGUCUCGGAUUGAUGAUGUGUACGCGUGACGUCACGGACUGUCAGGAAAUAUUAGCGCUGCACCACUCGCGGCUAAAAGUCGUCUGCUUUAACCACAUAAUUACACAGUAUUUUGGACAUCUGUGUUGCUGAAUCUUUUGCAAUUUGUUCAUUUAAUAAUGGAGACUAUAAAGAACAAUGCUGUUGGUGGAAAGCGGUGGAUUCCAGCUGUCUUUAGCACCGAGACACAGCCCGUGUUUCUUUGUUUGUUGUGAAGCGAACAUGUUUUCUCUACGUCAACCAGCAUGUUUUUGGAUGGGGAAAUUGUGAUAUAUAUCUUACCGGAGAAAUCAUUGGAUUAUUCGUCGUCCUGCAGCAGCUGUUUAAGAGGCAGCUGUGAGCUUGGCUCCUCGGCUUCUCUCUGAGACACUUUGUGUUCACCGCAGCCAUCCAACCUCGAGGUAUGUCUUUACAAUCUUUAAAAUCUCACUAAAACACUAUUAAACAAUAAGCAGAUAAAGGAUCUUCCAGAAUUAUCUUAGUAAAUGUGUCUAAUUACAUCUGAAAUGCUCACACUGCCGCAUUCUUUUUUUCUAGUCCUUCACUAUUAAUAUCCUAAUUCACAAAUCUUUAAUCCUCGCUCAAAUUAAUGGGGAAAUUGUUGCUUUCCCGGUCCGAAUUCCUCUUACAGCUGGUGGCUCCCAUUAAAAACAAUGUGAAUAUGUGUGGAGCCCUGCAAUUCAUGACGUCACGCGCACAUAAUUCCAGUAAAGGCAGGGCUUUUCUAUUAGCGACCAAAAGUUGCGAAAUUUAUCGUCGAUGUUCUCAACUAAAUCCUUUCAGCAAAAAUAUGGGAAUAUCGCGAAAUGAUCAAGUAUGACACACAGAAUGGACCCGCUAUCCCCGUUUAAAUAAAAAAAUCUAAUUUCAGUAGGCCUUUAAAGCGUAGCUCCAUGCUUAAAAUGAGCAAAAUGCGUAAAAAAUACAUGUUAUAAAUGUAGCUCAAACUACAUUACAUAUACUUACAUCAUUUAUAUGAAACCUUAAUGGAGGUGUUUGGAUGUGUUCUUAGGUGCUUUUUAAACAGAAUUGAGCAACUACAAUUGGCUUCAUUAUAAGCAGACUUUUAAACACAUGUAUUUAUUUAUUAUUUACCAUCUAGAAUGCAUUAAACAUACAAUAUAUAUAUAUAUAUAUAUAUAUAUAUAUAUAUAUGGAGAUUCACACAGCAGAUGUGCCCAAACGAGUUCUCCGCAAGAGGCUGAGCUUUUCUUCUUGUCACUCACAGUUUUCUAAAGCAAACUAUAGUAAAUGGUGCGGAAACAAAUUAUUCCAAAGAGUCUCAGCUUUUCAAGUCAUCUCAUAUUUCAGGGUAUACAGAUUCACAAAAGAAAACGAGCUAAUGGGAUCAAACAAAAUCUCAACCAAUAGGCUGAGCUUUUCUUCCUGUCACUCACAGUUUCCCAAAACCGGAUUUUGAAAAAAAACGAGAGUCACUCCAUAAUUCCGGUUAUGGCUAUUAACACUCGUAAACUGGCAGAUGGGGCCAAAUGAAUUCUCCCGAAGAGACUGAGAUUUUCAUCCGGUCACUCACAGUUUUCCAUAACCGGGCCUUGAAGAACACAACCCAUCCAUCCAUUUUCUACCGCUUAUUCUCUUUGGGGUCAUGGGGGGCACUGUGCCUUUCUCAGCUACAAUCUGGCGGAAGGCGGAGUACACCCUGGACAAGUCGCCACCUCAUUGCAGGGUCAACACAGAUAGACAGACAACAUUCACACUCACAUUCACACAUUAGGGCCAAUUUAGUGUUGCCAAUCAACCUAUCCCCAGGUGCAUGUCUUUGGAAGUGGGAGGAAGCCAGAGUACCUGGAGGGAACCCACGCGUUCACGGGGAGAACAUGCAAACUCCACACAGAAAGAUCCAACUCAGGACCUUCGUAAUGUGAGGCAGACCCACUAACACAAGUCAUUCCUUAUUUUAGGUUAUGGAGAUUUAUAUAAUCAAACUGGUAAAUUGAGUGGAACAAAUUCUUCCGAAGAGCCUGAGCUUUUCAAGUCAAUCCCUAUUUCAGGAUAUGGAGAUUCACACAAGAAAUCUAGCUGAUGGCACCAAACAAGUUCUCCACAACAGGCUGAGCUUUUCUUCCUGUCACCUACAGUUUUCAAAAAAUUGGGCCUUUAAAAACACGAGUCACCCCAUAACUCAGGAUAUAGAGACAUAUACAUGCAAACUAGCAGAUGGCGCAAAACCAUUUCCCGAAAGCUUUUCUUCCCGCCACUCACAGUUUAUUCUCGAGAAAAAGAGCGCCUUAUACUCAAAGAAGUCUUAUAUUUGGGUUUAUACAGAGAUAAAAGUAUCCAGAAACACCUUUAUCACUUACCAACACGUUGUGUUUGCUUCCAACUGUGUGGGAACAGUUUGCUGAAGGUUCUUUUCCAUUCCCGGUGAACAAAAAGCAGGGUCCUUAAAUUAAAGACAUAUUUGGAUGACUUUUGUUGGCAGGGAGCAAAUUUAGCGCUCCAUUUUCUAUUUUCACUUCCUGUCAGCACAGUGAUCACAUGACCAGAUGCUUUGUGUUGUGUCGUCUCCUGCUAGUAUAGCAAACAGAUAAAUCUGCAACAUGGCCUCAUACUGUCAACACAAACGCAUCUUUUUUUUUUUUUUUUUUCGUGUCGUUAGUUUGUUUUGGGUCCCAACACAAUCAUAAGAUGUUACCAUAGCUGAGAGCAAGAGCUUGUUCUCGCAUGAACUCGGCGACUUAUUUACAGAUCUGUCUCCUUUGAAAGGAAAAUAUAUCACGUGCGGUGUAUAUUUUUGCUUUUGUUUGUUUUUUUAAUGUGUCCUUGUAGGCAUUCCCCUGUGUCCAUCUAAUAUAAUCAUGUAGACUCGGUUAGAUCUCGUCUUUUGAUAUCUAUCCUCUUUUAGCGAUUUAAAACAAAAAAAGUGCCACUAGUAAAUGACAGCACUGCAUGCUAACCUCACUGCAGUCACAGUCCCUAUAGUCUUGAAUAUUAGGACAUGGUUUAUUGGGUUUCAAGAUACUUGUUGCUAUAGUUUGACCUAAUUUAGCCAUUGUUUAGUGUGCACCCGUCAUACAUCUACAUUAUUUAGAUCUCUCAUAGGGUGUUUUUAUUAUCGCUUUGACCGCUUGGCUGUACAGGAAACAAAGGGAAUGUUAGAAAUGCUAUUUGUACUCAGAGAAUUUAAUGGGCUUUCAUACAAAAAGUACACCAAUCUAGGAAACAACAACACGCUGAUUAAAUUGUGAAUAUAUUUAAAAGUUAAAAUGUAGGUAAACGCAGUCCUGAGAAAUAGACAACUUGAAAUAAUGAUGAAGUUUUUCUGUAAUUUUCAAGUCCUGACCGAGAAUGAAUUUGUCUGUAAUAUUUUUAAACAAUAAUCCAGCAUCUGCAGGCUUAAUUUGUCUCAUUUUAUUUGUCGAUUUAAACAUUAUAAUCAACAUGAUUUUGCCAUUUUUUUGAUGUAACAAACUCGCCCAUUUGAGUCUAAAACAGGUGUUUAGUAUAUACAGUGUUGGCACUAGGAACUUUUAAAAUGGGGUCCCAGGGACCCCAUCAAGUCAUAAAAAUGGGGUCCGACAGUACACUUUUUUGCAACCGUUUUGAAAACAAAUGUUAAAUGUAUGCAUUAUCCUGUUAUAUCUCACAUUCUAUAUUGUGUUUUGGAAAAAGGUUAUCAUGACAGCCCCUCGCGGUAAAGUUGCCCAUGUGCAAACUGAGGCAGUAUUUGUGACUGAUCAAACUUUCGGUGAAUCAAAAUUUAAGAAAUUGCACCGGGAAGUUCAUUACUUUGAAGACGACCAAUAAAAACGCAAGAAACGGGGACGGAAAUUUGACCUGGCAAAUAUAAACAAAACACAAACGGAAAGUGAUAAUCGAUUUAAAAAAAAAAAAAAAAACGUAACUAGCUAACCACUUGGCUGUACAAGAAACUAAGGGAAUGUUAGGAAUGCUAUUUGUACUCGGAGAAUUUAAUGGGAUUUCACACAAAAAGUACACCAAUCGGUAGAAAACAAACACUGGUUAAAUUCUGAAUAUAUUUAAAAGUUAAAAUGAAGUUAAAUGCUGUCCUGAGAAUUAGACAACUUCAAAUCGAUGAAAUUUUUGUAGUUUUCAAGUUCUGACCGAGAAUGAGUUUUACUCUAAUAUUUUUACACAUUAAUCCUGCAUUUUCAGGGAUAGUUUGUCUCAUCUUAUUUGUCAAUUUGAACAUUAUAUUCAACAUGAUUUUGACAUUUUUUUGAUGUAACAAAUUUGCCGAUUUGAGUCUAAAACCGGUGUUUAGUAUAUACAGUGUUGGCGCUAGGAAUUUUCAAAACGGGGUCUCAGGGACCCCAUCAAGUCAUAAAAAUGGGGUACCACGGUACAUUUAUGGGGGCCCACUUUUUUGCAACCGUUUUGAAAACAUUAUAAAUGUAUGCAUUAUCCUGUUAUAUCUCACAUUUUAUAUUGUGUUUUGGAAAAAGGUCGUCAUGACAGCCCCUCGCCUGAGUGCAAUCCGAGGCAGUAAUUGUGAGUGAUAAAACUUUCAGUGAAUCAAAUUGUAAGAAAUCAUACCAGAAAGUUCAUUACUUUGAAGACAACCAAUAAAAAGUCAAUAAACGGGAUGGAAAUAUAAACAAAACGUCGGCGGAAAGUGAUAAUCGAUAAGAAAAAUUUUUAAAAAGCAAACAGGAGUUUUGACCCAGAGGAGCCUGGGCCGGUAAAAAAAAAAUUAAAUGAUAUAAAAAAUGUGUGUCCCAGAGACGCGCGGACUUCCGGAAAUGCGCCUUUAUAAUAUCAAUGCGCACAAAAAGUGCAUUAACGCCAACAGUGUAUAUACCACUGUACAUCCGGGGACUCCUAUAAUCUGCGAAAAUAUUCUUUUAUUUUUCUUACUCGCUUACACUCAAAGCUAAAAAUACAAUUGUUUCGCCUUUAAUUUUGCUGGGUUUAAAAAAAAAAGUUGUUGUUUUUAAUUUUCUCAAGCUGUAAUAGGACUCACGCACAAAAAACCUGGAUGUGUUUUUUUCCUGAUUUGUAAACAUACUGAAAAAAUGUCUUGUUACACACAACUAACGGGUAUUUUUUGUUUGCCAUAGUAAGAAACAUAAAAUGACUAACAGUUACGACAAAUUGUUUAUUGCAACUGUAUUUGAUUUCAAGUGGCUUUAACAAAAUCUAAAAAAAAUACAUCACCACUCAUUUACUCUUUACUUUGAAGGUGACAUUUUGUACUAUAAGUGUGAUGCUGUAACCAUUUGACAUGUCGCCAUGGAAAUGUUGGGGGAAAAAAAUAACUUUUGACUGUUGAUACUUGCUGAAUAUUUGGGAUUUGUUGGAUAAACCUUGGAUAUUGCUGUCGAAAGUUUAGCUCUAGUUUGACAUAAAUGUGUACUAUAUAGUUCCUUUUUUAAUACAUUUUCUACAUAUUAAUAAAAUACUCAAAUAGGCUGA